UGCGCAGCGCGCGCAGCGAUGCACCGCCUGUGCCCUGCGCCGCGGCCCCGGACCUGGUCCCUCCACUUCGUCCACUUCGUAGCUGCUCAACUGGACUUGCUCCGAGGGGCCGGACCAUGCCCUUGGCUUGGCCGCGGGCCUACGUACUCGUCCACACGCUUAGCGACGUCCCCCACCACUCUGCUGCGCUGCUGCUGCUGCUGCUGUUGGCGACCGGCACCGUCGUCGGCGACCAUCAUCACCACCACCGGUCCAACCACUACGGCAUAGCGCAAAGCUUCGCCCAGGCCCUCACUGGCGGGCAGGGCCCCGACGCAGAGGGCAACUUCUACCAGGACUCCCCCAUCUCCAGGCUGAACCCCUGGCUCUCCGCCUGCGACCUCGCCCACCCCGCCACGGCCCCGGACCUGCAGGGCCCGUGUGCCACCAUCAUGUCGCGAGGCCCCGGCACCGGCCACGCGCACCCCAUCAGGGUCAACGGGGACAUCGCGGAGGGGCCGGGACCGCCGCGAUCACUGCCGGGCACGCCGCCCGGGCCCGUCAGUGAGGAGAAGUGCCCCAAGUCCUGCUCGGCGCACAACGCUUCACACACGCAGUGCCUUCGAUACCUCCACGAGUCGGACAAGGAGAAGCUGUGCUCCAGCAUGAGUGAGGCCCGGCUGGCGGAGUUCCGGCUGCGACACUGUUGCGAACACUCGGUGGCCAACUCGCUCACGCCCGAGGCCCUCAAGGCCGUCCUCUCCUCGUCCACCCAGUGCCUGCACUACCUCGGCACGCUGCUCGACCUGGACGCGCUGGCAGCCAGGCUGUCCUGCGAGUUCGGCGAGAUCCUCUCUCGCUUCGACUGCGACCAUCUCUACUCGGUCAAGUACCGCUGCACUCACUGCCAGGAGUCGUACCGCCGCUGGGUGUGCAGCUCGCUGGUGCCCCACUUUCCACGGCCCGGCGGCCCCCGGGUGCGGCCCUGCAGAUCCGUGUGCCGCUCCGUGGAGCAGAAGUGCCCCUUCUUCCUGCCCGGGGACCGCGCACCGUCUUACCCCACGCAGUACGCCGGGGAGCCGACCUUUCUUUGCGUGGAUCCCAACAUCCCCGAGUCGGGCAUCCAGCGAGCCAACUCGCUGUACGACGAGGACGAAUGCUGCUACAAGCACUGUGACGAGCGCGGGCUGCCGUACCUGUGCCUCAGCAACUCCUCGUGCGCGCAGCGGCCUGCGGAGGACACGCCGCAGCCCGUCAUCUGCGACCCGCCCCCGCCGUGGGACUGGAUCUUAGCCAAGGUCUGUUACCUGUUAUUCCUAAUGUUAGAAAAGUUCAAAGUUAGGAUUGUUAUAAGCAUUGGUCAUUCCAGUCUAUGGUACGAAAGCAAAACACUGGGACUCAUGGCCCCGCGUGGUUUUGUGAAAACUUUAAAUGUAACUGUUAGCAAUGGAGUUUGUGAAACCGAUAUAUUUAUCAUGUUUAUUUGGCAUCACCCUAAGUCGGCACAUGUGGUGCCAACCGCUGUCUCAGUCCGACGAGUGGAGGCCAUGCCUGUUAAUGUACCUAAAGUCUGCGUGUCGAAAUCAAAACCUCCACGAGUGGCUGUAAACCAGUUGAGAAAAAUCAAACAAUUUUCAGAUUUGUAA
Messenger RNA from Thrips palmi, 1625 nucleotides. RefSeq lists its product as uncharacterized. The transcript has 6 exons. Gene Ontology annotation, biological process: calcium ion import across plasma membrane. NCBI's taxonomy places the organism in Eukaryota, Metazoa, Arthropoda, Insecta, Thysanoptera, Thripidae. Gene Ontology annotation, molecular function: stretch-activated, monoatomic cation-selective, calcium channel activity; protein binding. The record is from RefSeq and is a predicted model, not a curated record. Gene Ontology annotation, cellular component: plasma membrane. The coding region runs from base 117 to 1625 and encodes 502 amino acids.